This is a messenger RNA of Oryza brachyantha (malo sina), 1457 nucleotides long. RefSeq names its product cationic peroxidase SPC4-like. The coding region runs from base 48 to 1097 and encodes 349 amino acids. Gene Ontology annotation, biological process: hydrogen peroxide catabolic process; response to oxidative stress. NCBI's taxonomy places the organism in Eukaryota, Viridiplantae, Streptophyta, Magnoliopsida, Poales, Poaceae. The transcript has a single exon. Gene Ontology annotation, molecular function: heme binding; peroxidase activity. The record is from RefSeq and is a predicted model, not a curated record.
UUAAACUGCAAAUAAAUUAAGACCAGGAAAAAAAAAAAGACAGAGGGAUGGGUGCAGUGAGCAGGAUGAGCGCCGCCUGCGCAUUGGCCGUCGUCGCCGUCCUCCUCCUCAUCUCCUCCCCACCGGCAGCGGCAGCGGCAGCGCCCGAGCUGUCCGUGGACUUCCACGCGGCGUCGUGCCCUCAGCUGCAGCACAUCGUGAGCUACUACGUGGAGGACGCGCUCCAGCGCGAGAUCGCCAUCGCCGCCGGCCUCAUCCGCAUCUUCUUCCACGACUGCUUCCCGCAGGGGUGCGACGCGUCGGUGUAUCUGAAUGACACCGCUGCUUCGGAGCUGCGCAUGCCGCCCAACCUGUCCCUGCAGCCCAAGGCGCUGCAGCUCGUCGAGGACAUCCGCGCCAAGGUGCACGCCGCCUGUGGCCCCACCGUCUCCUGCGCCGACAUCUCCGCCCUCGCCACCCGUGACGCCGUCGUCGUCUCCGGCGGCCCCUCCUACGACGUGCUCCUUGGCCGCAAGGACAGCCUCGCCCCGGCACGAGAGGAGCUCGUCCUGGAACUCCCGUCGCCGAGAUCAUCCACCAUCAAGGAGCUCCUCGACGGGUUCAAAAACAGGAGCAGGGGCCUGGGAGAGCCCGCCGACCUGGUGGCGCUCUCCGGCGGCCACACCGUCGGGAAGGCGAGCUGCGGCACCUUCCAGGACCGGGCUGACCGGCAGGAAGACACCUUCUCCAAAAAGCUGAAGGCGAACUGCAGCAGGGACAGCAGGCGGCUGCAGAAUCUGGACGUGAUCACGCCCGACGCCUUCGACAACGGAUACUACAUCGCGCUGACUUACAACCAGGGGGUCUUCACCUCCGACAUGGCGCUCAUCAAGGACCCCCAAACUAGGCCCAUCGUCAGGCAGUACGCACAAGACAAGGCCGCCUUCUUCAACCAGUUUGCCAAGUCCAUGGUCAAGCUCAGCAACGUACCAACGCUCAGGCUCGACGACAACAAUGGCGAGAUCCGCCGCAACUGCUUUGCUUCCAACAAAGCGCCGCGCGUCGUCGUCCAAGAUACCACCGACGACGAAGACGAGGGGUUCGCCGCCUCUGCGUGAUGGAUUAUAUAUAUACUCCUAUAUAUAUGGAUCGAUAUCAAGAUCAUCGAUAUAUAUAUGCUGUAUGCAUGUACCAUGCAUAUAUACGUACGUACCUACAAUUUUGGGUUUUCCUAGAGUCAUGAGAUCCAAUCUUUUGGCGCUAAUAAGCAACGAUCCUUCAAUUAUGUUGCGAUCGAUCGGUGGUCGAGCGAGCUAGCCUCGAGUAAUAACUGGUUACACAUCAUUAGCUGUCGUCACCCUGCAAAUGUGAAGAUGUAUUAGUAAUUUAAUUACCCUGCUCCGACAUAAAUAAAAGAGAAUUUUGUUGGAUUUAAUUGGGUAAUUCAUGUAAUUAAAUCAAAUAAAUUAUAAGUCUCA